Molecule: messenger RNA, 824 nt
Organism: Aspergillus piperis CBS 112811
Lineage: Eukaryota; Fungi; Ascomycota; Eurotiomycetes; Eurotiales; Aspergillaceae
Exons: 1
Coding region: 368-682 (104 amino acids)
Source: RefSeq, a predicted model, not a curated record
GGCUUCGGUGCCGUACGUAGCACAUCUUAUGAUUUGUGUGACGUGAGCCCGGUUACCUCAAUAGUAGCUGAGCAUAAUCUUGGUAUGGCGAGUUGCACAGUGGGUCUUCUAGACUACCUUGUUUCCUGUAAUGGCAUGCCCAUGCCGCUUCUCGAUUGACGAAAUGGAACAUGGACAUAUCCAUGACUGCAUAAUUCGUGGAAGUUAAUGACCAUUCGGGCUUAUUACUGCACAGUGGACCAUCAUUCCACGACCUACGAUCUGCGAGUAGGAUCAUUAUCGCAAAAGCUCGGUCGAGACACGGCAGAUCAUUGACAGGACUCCACCCGUCUAGAUAGGCCUCGACCACCCAGUUGUUGUGCAUCCCAUGUGCAGACUUGGAUGCUGCCAAAGUGACAGAUCAAGGUCAAAUCCAGUAAUGACACUGGCUCAUCUUGUUUCGGCACUACUAUGCGUGGUGGGAUGCUGUUCGCAGCAAACCGCCUGCAUGACAAUGCCAUUGGCCUGGUUUGGGGUCUGUGAUUGUGAACAAGGAUGCAGUAGUUCGACUGUCACAGGGAUAGGCAGGCCCUUCUGCAAAUCAGCGCCCGCGAUCGACGAACUAGUCACGACGUCCAUGAACAAGUUGAGAUGCAUAAAGUACCGGGCCAUAUUGCGAUUUAAAGUUAUGGUCCAUUGUUAGCAUCCCUGUCGGAUACUACGGAAUAGCGUACAUACACUGUGUCGAGGGAGGAAGUCGAGGUAGGGGCUCCUCCUGUUGAUGGAUCAUCCAGAAAGGCUAGAUUCCGCACGUUGGGGCGAGGGACAAGUUCCCUCCGAUUCAU